AUGCCGUCCAAGAGCGCCAUGUUCUUUUGGGUUUCACUGUUUUUCAUCGUACAGUUUGCUCCCAUCCCGGUCGCUGCUGUCGACGCCGCUUCUUCCUUCCAAACGCAAACUCUGCCAGCAAACUCCCCGCCGACUUCGAGUUUGGGCCCCAUUGUCAAGAGAGAUGACAACAAGGACAUCAAAGAUCAACAUGGGUGGAUGUUCAAUAAUUGCGACCCAACCGAUCAGGACGUAGGCAUCGUAAGCAAGGGGCGGCGAAUUGUCCCGGCAGUAAUAGGGAAUGUCCAAGCGGGACAGGAACAUUUAAAGAAGUUGCUGCAAAAGAACCCGAAAAAUACACCAGACAACCAGAAAUGGGUGGUAGGCGCCAAGGACAAUAACUGCGGCCUGGUUACCUGUGUGAAGGACACCGUGAUCCACUUUUGCAACUACAAUUCUGAGGUCAACAAGUAUAGGAUUUAA
Sordaria macrospora k-hell is the source of this 462-nucleotide messenger RNA. RefSeq lists its product as uncharacterized. The record is from RefSeq and is a predicted model, not a curated record. Lineage: Eukaryota; Fungi; Ascomycota; Sordariomycetes; Sordariales; Sordariaceae.